Molecule: messenger RNA, 1758 nt
Organism: Cavenderia fasciculata
Lineage: Eukaryota; Evosea; Eumycetozoa; Acytosteliales; Cavenderiaceae
Gene: canA
Product: serine/threonine protein phosphatase calcineurin A
Exons: 5
Coding region: 1-1758 (585 amino acids)
Biological process (GO): calcineurin-mediated signaling
Cellular component (GO): calcineurin complex; cytoplasm
Molecular function (GO): calmodulin binding; calmodulin-dependent protein phosphatase activity
Source: RefSeq, a predicted model, not a curated record
AUGAGUAGUACUACAACUGCUACAUCUGCUGAAAACAGCAACACCUCUACUACUUCUACUACCACUACAACUUCAUCAACAAAUGACAAUACCUCCUCUUCCUCUACUACCACAACAGCUGCUGCAACACCAACACCAACAGAAGUUUCAGCUUCACCAAAACCAGCAAAGUUGGCAUGGACCAAAUCAAUGACAGAUUUAAAGAAACUAUCUACUACAGAGAGAGUUGUCACUAGUGUCAAAUAUCCAAGAUCAGAACCUUUGACUCGUGAUCAGUUGUUCAAUUUGGACAAGACUAUCAAUCUUGUUAAACUACAAGAACACUUUUUCAACGAAGGUAGAUUACAACAUGAGCAUGUCAUUGAAAUUGUUAAAAUGGCUGCUGAAGUAUUGGAAAGAGAACCAACUCUUUUGUGUGUUGAAGCUCCAAUCACAGUUUGUGGAGAUAUUCAUGGCCAAUUCUAUGAUUUGGUUAAACUUUUUGAAAAUGAUAUUGGUGGAAAUCCGGCCAACAACAGUUAUCUGUUCCUUGGUGACUAUGUAGAUAGAGGUUAUUUCUCAAUGGAGGUUAUUCUUUAUCUCUAUGCAUGCAAGAUUAACUAUCCAUCUACUUUCUUCCUUCUUAGAGGUAAUCAUGAAUGUAGACAUUUAACUGAUUAUUUUACUUUUAAAGAAGAAUGUUUACAUAAAUAUAGUGAAGAGAUAUAUGACUUUAUUACAGAAUCAUUUAAUGCACUCCCAUUGGCCGCCUUGUUGAAUGGUAAAUUCUUGUGUAUACAUGGAGGUCUAUCACCUGAUAUUAAAACUCUUGAUGACAUUGCAAAUAUUGAUAGAUUUAGAGAACCACCAUCAUCAGGACCAAUGUGUGAUUUAUUAUGGGCAGAUCCAAUGGAAGAAUUCACACCAGAUAUUAAAGAGCACUAUCUUCCCAAUGAUGUCAGAGGAUGUUCAUACAAUUAUAGUUACAAUGCAGUUUGUCACUUUUUACAACAAAACAAAUUACUCUCUGUCAUUAGAGCUCACGAAGCCCAAAAUGCUGGUUAUAGAAUGUAUCAUCGUAAUGCUGCCACUGGAUUUCCAUCAGUUAUUACACUCUUUUCUGCUCCAAACUAUUUGGAUGCCUAUAAUAAUAAGGGUGCUAUUCUAAGAUAUGAAAAUAAUGAAAUGAAUAUUAGACAAUUUACAUGUUCACCUCAUCCCUAUUGGUUACCAAACUUUAUGGAUGUAUUUACAUGGUCGAUGCCAUUUGUUUCAGAAAAGGUGGCAGAGAUGUUGUUGGUAUUCCUCAAUCUAUGUGACGAUGAGGAAGCAGAAAAGCAAGAAACCAAAGAGGUUGAUUCAGAAGAGGAAAAGAGAAAGCAGAUGCUUCGUGCCAAGGUUCGCUCUGUUUCAAAGAUUAUGAGAAUGUUCUCAAUCCUUCGUCAAGAGAGGGAAACGAUCAUGAUGAUCAAGAGUUUUACGCCAUCUAGAAAGAUUCCACAAGGUCUAUUGACAGAGGGCAAGGAUGCACUCAAAAGAGCAUUGGGCGACUUUGCCAAAGCCAGAAAGAUGGACAUGGUCAACGAAAAGAGACCACCACUCAUCGAUCGAGUCAAUAGUCGUGGUGAAUUACUUCGAAUGAAUAGUCGAGGUGAAUUGUUCCGUAUCAACAGUAGAGGUGAAUUAUUUAGAAGUAAUUCAUAUGCUGAUCUUAAACCAAAUCAUGGUCCUCAAGAAACUAUUACCGUUACAGAGGUAAUUGAUAAAAAAUCUCAUUAA